AUGAAUUGGGCUCACGAUGUCACCACGAUACGAGAACGGUGCAUGCUAUCCUUCAUCGACAGCAUAUCAGACAAGCCGGAAUGGACACGCAAAGUACACGACGAAGAGAUUGUCUCUAAAUGGAGGCAGGAGACGAAGGAGCUUGACUGGGCUGGGGUCGUACAAGGUGGUGAUUUUUCAGACGAGAUGUUUGCAUAUUGCAUCGAGGAACUACGCUAUAAAGCUGACAUGUACGAAAAGACUGGCGUUAUGCCCGUGUUUGACGCUUCGUCUUGUGUUCUCAAGUCCGAUGUUGCCAUUCCUCUUGAUCUGAAAGAAGCAUUACGCAAGGCAGCUGCACCGCUCGAGAACGUUCCUGAACCCCAGAAAGACUGGCACCCGGGAUCGAACGGUACGGUACUUGACUUAGUGCACCCUUCGCUCUUUCCACUCGUGUACGGACGUUCGCGUAUUUUACCGGAUUCAACAAUAACCGUCAACAACAGUCUCUCCAAUAUAGGCAAAGAUGGUAAAACCGACGAUUCAGGUCCGAUUACAAGGACGCAGGGACAUAAUCACCCAGCCUUUACGCCGCUCUGGUCACAUCGUUUCCAGUGGCUUCCAUGCAACAUCUCCUUUCCAGAUGGACAGAACGCACGAAUAGAUUCGUACAUUAACAAUCUGCACCCUCAGGACCACAAAGACCUGUACCGUGUCAUCGAGAGAAUAGUCACCAAAGCUGUUCCCUUCUGGAAUGUCGUGUACCAGAGCGUGCACAACCACGGAAUGCUGGCAACUAGUCUCCGCAUCAAUUGCGAUGAAGUCAGCUAUAAAUUCCCUGACGGCUACAAUGAACAAGAGCCCGAGGGCUUUGACGAAAAUGAGUCGCCCAUAGACAAGAAACUGCAGGUCAUCGUUAAACUAGCCAACGUUCACUUGACCCCAGAGAAGCCAGAUUACGAAGGCGGCGCCUGGCACAUCGAAAGCCAGCUGAACGAACACAUCGUUGCGACCGCGCUAUACUACUACGACAACGACAAUGUCACCGAUUCGAGACUGCAUUUCCGAACUAAGGUCGAAGCAAAUCACUUUACCGACGACAUUGAGUACGAGCAGAGCGACGAUAUUGGCUUCAGAACAAUUUGGGGCAUCGACAAUGACGGGCAGGGUGAACAAGUACUCGGCAGUGUGUUGACGCGUGAAGACCGCUUAAUUGCGUUCCCGAACGGAUUUCAGCACCGUCUUGGGAACUUCAAGCUCGUCGAUCCUACGAAGCCGGGGCAUCGAAAGAUUCUGGCGCUGUUCUUGGUUGCGCCCACGAUCCCGAUCAUCUCAACAGCGAAUAUCCCACCACAGCAGCGCGAUUGGUGGGUACGAGAAGUCAAGCUGAACGAGAGUCGCGUUGGUCAGCUGCCUGCGGAGCUGGUCGACAUGAUCGCCGAAGCUGUGGAAGAUUUUCCUAUUGGCUUGGAUGACGCGAAGGCUAUUCGUGAGGAGCUCAUGGCUGAGCGGGGGAGGAUGAAUGAGGCUAUCGAAUUUGAGAUGUUCAAGGAUGAAAGGUUCAGCUUUUGUGAACACUGA
Didymella exigua CBS 183.55 is the source of this 1560-nucleotide messenger RNA. RefSeq lists its product as uncharacterized. The transcript is spliced from 4 exons. The record is from RefSeq and is a predicted model, not a curated record. NCBI's taxonomy places the organism in Eukaryota, Fungi, Ascomycota, Dothideomycetes, Pleosporales, Didymellaceae. The coding region runs from base 1 to 1560 and encodes 519 amino acids.